Messenger RNA from Boleophthalmus pectinirostris (great blue-spotted mudskipper), 2747 nucleotides. RefSeq names its product creatine kinase U-type, mitochondrial-like. The transcript has 9 exons. Lineage: Eukaryota; Metazoa; Chordata; Actinopteri; Gobiiformes; Gobiidae. The record is from RefSeq and is a predicted model, not a curated record. Bases 118 to 1374 code for a protein of 418 amino acids. Gene Ontology annotation, cellular component: mitochondrion. Gene Ontology annotation, biological process: phosphocreatine biosynthetic process. Gene Ontology annotation, molecular function: creatine kinase activity.
CCUGCGGACGGCUGCUCUCCUCCGGCCUGAUCCUCGGCUGCACUCCGCUCCUCUCCGACUCUCCUCGACUCUCCCUCCUCUCUCUGUCCGCUCUAGGUACUCUCUCCGUGAGUAAACAUGGCCAGCAGCUUUUCCCGGGUCCUGUCCUCCAGGCGGCACCUCGGCCUGCUGUCUCUGGCCGGAGCUGGCUCCGUGACCGCCGCCUUCCUCCUCCAUCAGCACCGGGACCGGUCAGUGAACGCCGAGGCCGUGAGGAGGAGGUACCCCGCCAGUGCGGAGUACCCCGACCUGCGCAAACACAACAACUGUAUGGCCACUCACCUGUCCCCAGCCAUCUAUGCCAAACUCUGUGACAAGUCCACCCCCAACGGCUACACGCUGGACCAGGCCAUCCAGACUGGAGUGGACAACCCUGGGCACCCCUUCAUCAAAACUGUGGGCAUGGUGGCAGGAGACGAGGAGAGCUACGAGGUGUUUGCAGAUCUGCUGGACCCUGUGAUCAAAGAGAGACACAAUGGAUAUGACCCCCGAACCAUGACCCACCCCACUGACCUGGACUCCAGCAAGCUGAAGUCGGGCAUGUUUGAUGAGAAGUAUGUGCUGUCGUCUCGUGUGAGGACAGGACGUAGUAUUCGUGGGCUCAGUCUGCCUCCUGCGUGUACUCGGGCUGAGCGACGAGAAGUGGAGCGUGUGGUGGUGGAGGCGCUUUCCGGACUAAAGGAAGAUCUGGCCGGGAAGUACUACAGUCUGACCCAGAUGACCGAGAAGGAGCAGCAACAGCUUAUAGAUGACCACUUCCUGUUUGACAAACCUGUGUCUCCACUGCUCACCUGUGCGGGUAUGGCCCGGGACUGGCCCGACGCCCGCGGCAUCUGGCACAAUAACGAGAAGACAUUUCUGAUCUGGAUCAACGAGGAGGACCACACCAGAGUCAUCUCCAUGGAGAAGGGAGGCAACAUGAAGAGAGUGUUUGACAGGUUCUGUAAAGGGCUCAAAGAGGUGGAGCGUCUGAUCCAGGAGCGUGGCUGGGAGUUCAUGUGGAACGAGAGACUCGGCUACAUCCUUACCUGCCCCUCCAACCUGGGCACAGGACUGAGAGCAGGUGUACAUGUCAAGCUACCACUUCUCAGUAAGGAUCCACGCUUCAAUAAGAUCCUGGAUAACCUGCGUCUGCAGAAGAGAGGUACAGGGGGCGUUGACACCGCCGCCGUGGGUGGAGUUUUUGACAUCUCCAACCUGGACCGCCUCGGCCAGUCUGAGGUGCAGUUGGUGCAGACCGUGGUGGAUGGGGUGAAUUAUCUGGUGGAGUGUGAGAAGCGUCUGGAGAAAGGUCAAGACAUCAAAGUCCCUCCUCCCAUCAAGACCUUCAACUAGAGAGCGCCCCCUGCAGUCACACCCCUGUAUCUGCGAUGUAUAACCUACAGUCUAUAAUCACUAUAAACAUCAAAAGCCAUUUAUCAAAUCUGACUGUGAAGAGAGGGAAGUCUGUCAAAGUUUAUUUCAAUGUUUGAAGGAGUUUAGUCGAGUUUUAGAGUUUAAAGCACAGUUUGAAGCACAGAGAAAGGUGCAUAUUUUAUUAAACUAAUGCUAUUUAUUAUAUUUCAGGUUCAUCUUAUUCUAAACUUUAAACACGUUUGACCUCUGUUAGAAUAUUGAAUACUUUCAUCAAAUUUGUAAUUUAAUUAAUUGGCAAAAACAAUAUCUGUUCUUCCAAUAUUACCAAACUUUCACAAAUUUGUCAACAAAAAUAUAAAAAUAUGCACUUCUUUUAUCAAUUUUACAAAUUUUUUAAUGGUACAGUUCUUUCAUAUUGGUGUCUGUAGCAGAAUAUUAAUUGUAUCAGUGAUUUAGAGCCAGGUUAAAAUGUUUAAAAUGUGUUAGUAUUGGUUUAGUCUUGUUGCUGCUGAAUGUGUCCACUCUGAGAUGAAGAAUGCACUAAAAUCCAGGUUUAACCCUAAUGCAUUGAUAAUAAUAUAUUAUUUGUACAUAAAUGUGAAAUCUCUGGCACUUUUGCAUUUUGAUUGUUGUGAUUCUGAUGCAUUUAAAGGCAUUAUUUUUGUUUCUCGAAAUAAUUUGUAUAAAUUAUAGUUUCAACGUUUUCUUAUUUUAGAUGAUCCUGUCCGUGAUUUUACGAAUGCCUGAGUAAAGGAGGCACGAAGAGGUGAGGAAAGGAGACAAAUAGGCUAGGAAAGACAAGGAGAGGAUACAAGGAAAGUAGGCCAGGAGAGUAGACAAGGAGACAAAACUAGAAAGCAUGUGAGGAAGCAAAGAAGUGUCUAAGAAAAUCCUGUUUGUUUCAUCAGUGUGACUUAAAUCUUAACUGUUAUGUAUCUGUAUGAUAUAUUUAGUAUUCAUCUAAAGGAAAUAUAAUAAACAAAUAUAAAGUGUAUUUUUAAAGCCAUACUACAUUUCCCAUAAUGCAUUUCAGUCUGCAGUGACAUUACCAUUCCAUCCAAAUAUUUACUAUCAAACUAAGCCAUGACAUGUUUUAGUGUUAUAUCAGAACUAACCCGGAAAACUAAGACUAAACAGGGUCUAAAGUAUGGACUAAACCAGGACUUAAAUAGGUCUAGACUAGGGUCUUUUCAUUCUAAAACGCUUUUGCUUGAGAAUAUUUUAUGCAAUAACCUGACUUCACCAAACCCUGCCCGUUUUACUUGUGUACACCCCGCCCUUCUCCGUUUCCAUGGUGAUGUGAAUGUCUCUGAUGAAUGUCUCAUGUUUUAAUAAAGCUCAUCUUUAACAAU